Molecule: messenger RNA, 1681 nt
Organism: Phycodurus eques (leafy seadragon)
Lineage: Eukaryota; Metazoa; Chordata; Actinopteri; Syngnathiformes; Syngnathidae
Gene: eif1ad
Product: eukaryotic translation initiation factor 1A domain containing
Exons: 5
Coding region: 560-1063 (167 amino acids)
Biological process (GO): translational initiation
Cellular component (GO): nucleus
Molecular function (GO): translation initiation factor activity; RNA binding
Source: RefSeq, a predicted model, not a curated record
GCAGAAAGUAGAUAUCUGGUUUAAAACGUACCUGAAAAAUCAGUAACAAAUUACUGUGAAAUAUUUUUACUUUUGCAAAAAAAAAAAAAAAAGGCACAGCCACACUACCGGUCUGAGUUUACUGCAAAGUAGAAUAAAUAACACACAGAAAAGCUGUUUGUACGUAUUAUUAAAAUUAAAAAAAAAAAACAUUUUAUUUAUCUAUUUAUUUUUACUGCAUUUUUUUCUUUUGCGUUCACCCUGGAGGCAUCGUGACGGCGGUCCAAACUCCGUGGUAGGUGGCGAUAACGGACCAGAACGUUUGUUGCCGGCCGUCGUUAAACGAAGAAGAAGGAAAAAGCAGCAGCAGCAGCAGCAGAAGAAGAAGGUCUCGAACGUGUUCCGGAAGUGGAGUGAAGUAAAGUGGACGCGCAACGCAUGUGGUCCAAUUGAACUGUGAAUACAACAGCCCUUUCAUUCUUUUGAGGCCACUUUUGGAGCCUGACAAGACACAGGGACACAUCUGCUACUGAGAAGACGCUCAUCAUUUCAAGCUGGCUUAGAACGCGAGCGUUUCACAAUGUCACAGGCCACUAAACGCAAGCACGUCGUCAAGGAGAUUCUUGGAGACGUUUUCGUGCCGACGGAGAAGCAGCAGAUUGUGAAGGUGACCGGUAGCCGUGGUAACAACCUCCAUGAAACUGUCACAGCUCAGGGCGAGAUGUUCCUGGUGAGCAUGCCCACAAAGUUCCGCAAGAAUAUUUGGAUCAAGAGAGGUGACUAUGUGAUCGUGGAUCCAAUUGAGGAGGGAGAGAAGGUGAAGGCAGAAAUCAGCUCCAUUCUUUACAAAGAUCACAUUGUGCACCUGCAAAAACAGAAUCUCUGGCCCCAAGGCUUUGUGAUUGAAACCAAGACAAACCAACAGCCAGACCAGGAAAACACCACCGAGGAGAAACACCAAGAGGAGGACAGCGCUGGCGACGGCGAAGACGAGGACGAUUUGUUUGUGAACACCAACCGCUCCACCUACCAGUACAGCGAGAGUGACGACGGAGAGGACAGCGACGCUGAGGACACAGAGUGAUAGUGGGGGGACACUGAGGCUGCCGACUCAUAUUGUGACAAUUCUCAGGCGUUAUAUUUAGUUUUUCCCCCCCCCCCCGCUGAUCCUACAGCUUCCUCGUUCCUUCCGGGCUUCACAUCACAGCCGCAUGGACGCUUUGAGGGCUGGCCUCAUUUUUGCACGUCAUUAAUUGUUGGGUGCACGGGCACCCACAUUUGAAUCUCAAGAAACAUGUUUUUUUUUUUUUUUUUUUUUUUUUUUAUAAAAUUAUAACAUUUCACUGAAAUUGACGACGAACAUUUCCACACGGUUUUCCAUCCAUUUUCUGUACCGCUUCUCCUCACUAGGGUCGCCGGCGUGCUGGAGCCUAUCCCAGCUAUCUUCGGGCGAGAGGCAGGGUGCACCCUGAACUGGUCGCCAGCCAAUCGCAGGGCACAUAUAGCCAAACCACCAUUCGUUUAUUUUGUGCUUAUAAACUUUGUCUGGAUCCUAAAUUGUAUCACGUUUAUCAUUUUAUGAAAGAGAAUUAUGUAAGUUGCAAUUUCAUAGCUUGCAGCUCCUUUAGUCCAACCCCAAUUCCAAUGAAGGGGGGACACUGUGUUAAACAUAAAUAAAAAAAAUACAAUGAUUUGCAAAUCA